This is a messenger RNA of Trichoplusia ni (cabbage looper), 5479 nucleotides long. Its product is annotated as carbohydrate sulfotransferase 3. Gene Ontology annotation, molecular function: N-acetylglucosamine 6-O-sulfotransferase activity. NCBI's taxonomy places the organism in Eukaryota, Metazoa, Arthropoda, Insecta, Lepidoptera, Noctuidae. Gene Ontology annotation, biological process: sulfur compound metabolic process; N-acetylglucosamine metabolic process. Bases 437 to 1669 code for a protein of 410 amino acids. The record is from RefSeq and is a predicted model, not a curated record. The transcript has 5 exons.
CGCUGAGCGUAGUUUAUUACUAGCCUAACAGUCGUAGAUAAUAGUCGGUCUUGUUGCUCCGUUUAACAAUAGGUAUAUCAUAAAAAUAUUUUUUGUGGCUUGCUAUAAAUAGUGCUGUAUAAAUUAUUAAUACAACUGUAUUUUACGAAACUGAAGUUGAACUUUCAAGUUGAAAGCUCAAGUGACGUAGCUUUUACAAGUCAUUUGACAAGAAAAUUAAAAAGUUUUUUGACAAAUCGUACGUCAUUCAUUCAAAAUGGCGGUGAAGGUGCAAUGCGGUGUUUCCGCGGUAACGAGAAAUGUAGAAUUAUGAUUUAAAAGCAAGCAAAAACUAUAAAUAAAUGUUAGUGAGUGUGUCUUGUUAGUGCUCGUGUUGUAUUAAUUAUCUUCACACUCCCAUAUUCUCUGAAAUUUUUUUGUUCGUGUUCCUAACGUGAUGUUGCGACGAGUCAACUUUUACUUAAUAUGUUGCGCAUUCGGUCUCAGUGUUCUUCUUAUUCUUGCUGGGAGUCGAUAUGCCGAUAACACAUAUUAUCGUCCGUCCAUCGAAAACCGGAGAAAUAUCAGGAAUUUUUUAAAAGUCGACGAUCCAUUGGAUGAUAUGUACAUGCAAUCGGUGACUACGAACUCCUACAAUGGUUCCCCGGAUAUCGAAAAAAUAUUGAACAAAACAAGGUAUCAAAUUAAAUAUAAUCUAUCAAAGUAUAACUUUUCUAAAUCUGGUGUUCGUGAGUUAGAAGAUUUAGUCAUGGAAUCAGGAGGUAAGCCUCUUCACCAUUUAAUUGUAUCAACAUGGAGAUCGGGAACCACAUUCCUUGGGGAACUAUUGAACUCUAUCCCUGGUACAUUCUAUUAUUAUGAACCAUUCAUGAAAGAUGGAGAAGUUCAAAAAAGGGGGCCACUAGAUGCUGACCGUGCCUUGACCGUAAUGAAAGAUAUGUUUAAAUGUAGAUAUACAGAUAAAGAUUACUAUGAAUAUGGGAAGAAGAGAAUAAACCAGUUUAGCCAUAACACAAGACUAUGGGACCAUUGUAAAUAUAAGAGAGAACUGUGUUAUGAUUCUGAAUUCACAUCACGUUUGUGUAGACUGUUCCCUUUCAUGAUAAUGAAGGUGUUGCGUGUCAGGUUACGUCUCAUCCAAUCUCUAUUAGAUGAUAAGGAGCUUAAUUUGAAGGUGCUACUCCUAAUCCGUGAUCCUCGAGGUGUGAUGGAGUCUAGACGGCAUCGUUCAUGGUGUCCGCCGUCUCCAGACUGCUGGAACCCUUCACUUGUCUGUGCUGAUAUGAUUAGUGAUUAUGUGGCAGCAGGGAGAUUACUCCAGCAAUAUCCUGAUAAACUCAUGGUUUUACGGUACGAAGAGCUGGCACUGAAGCCUAAUGUUACAGCACAUCGAAUCCUAAAGUUCCUAAAGGUAGAUAACACGCCGCAAAUGAGUGAGUUUCUGCAGACCCACACGAACGUAGAAGUCGCCGGCGUCAGUUCCACUUUCAGAGUCUCGCGCGAGGUGCCUUUCCGCUGGAAGUAUAUCCUCGACUUUGAUUAUGUUGAAAAAGUACAGAUGGCGUGUAAAGAAGCCAUGCUUUUGUGGGGUUACCGGCUGGCAUACAAUGCUACUCAUAUGAAAAGCACAGAAUUCAACCCUAUAGAGGACUACACAAUCUCACAGUGAACUGCUAACUUCUUCUUACCAUGGAACAUUUAUCUUUGAAAACGUAUAUGUGAAAAAGUAAACAUCCACUUUUUAUACUGUUCCAUAACUAUUGCUCCUGAAAAAUAAUGGCUGUUUCCUGAUAUUUAAUGGGGCAUUGCUAUUGCAAGACUUAAGGUACGCCAGAUAUUAAUUUACUUGUUUCGUGGCUUCGUGUCAUCAAAUAAGCUCCAAAAGCAGACUUGUAUUGAAAAAUGUGAUUAAUAGUUUUAAAGAUAUUUUAAAAAUUCCAAAGCAAUUAAAACUCAUUAUGUUUAAAUUAAUCUCGGAUUAUUUAAUGAUCGAUUAGUAGCGUGCAUACUGGAGUAUUAUUUCAACUUACGUAGGACUGAGGCUAGUCGUUUCCUGUUUAUUUCUCUUUAAGACUGAUCACGUUUCCAUCGAUCCUAAUCUUCCAUACAUUUUACACGACAAAAAAUUGCGCUUUUAUAUAUAUUCCAAUUGAGAAAUGUACUUCGUAGUUAUAAUUAGUGAACUCUGGUUGUGUAUAGCACUGCAGGUGUGUCAUUAUAUCAAAAUGUAAAAGAUGGACCAUUAAUGAUGUAGAGGCCAAAAUUGCUUGAACAAGCUAAGUGCUCCUUGAUAAUGUAAUGCUCAAGCAAUUUUCCUCAUCAUUCAUGUAAAUGCAUUUAAUUAUUAAGCUUAGGCAACUUCGCACUCACGGAAUUGACCGAUUGUUAAUGCUUCCAUUAUAGACACGUAUAGUUUAGAGAUGCAUUAUUUUUUAAAGUAUUAUCUUGUAAGGGUACUAACAGUGCUCUUCUAUUUAGCCAUAGUCAGAUGCGUCACGUGUAGGGUUGCUAGUAGUAAUACUACUACUUUUGCAAUGGAUUUAUAAUUUUGUAACCAAUUAUAGAUAUUAGUUUGAAUUUGAUAAUACUCAGGGUAGAAUCGUCCAAUACCAGUUGUAGCUAAUAAUAGUUCGCAAGAGAUUAUAUGAAAUAGGAAAUGCAACCCUACUUAACUAAUAAUAAUGAACCGUAAGAUCAUGCUGUGUACUGUUAAAAAAGUUGGCUGAUGGCUACAUAGACACUGUAAACUAAACAAUAUUGAAAAUUAGAUGAGUGAGUAGACGAUGAGGCUAUUUGGCGGUAAGCCUAUUGUGAUAAAAUAUAACGUUGCUAUAUUUGGUGACGAGUCAAUACACCAUUACAGACACCAAUUUAUGAAAUACAUAAUUAUGUUAAGCGUAUAUCGCGCGUGUGCGAUACCCGUUCCGUUUACCUAACAUAUUGUAGCGUAAACAAUACGAGACAAGUUUUAGAAAGUGAACGUAAUCUCCGUCCAUGAGAUAGAAAUGCGAUCCACGAUAUUAACGAUCCUUUAUGCAUCAGGAAGCCGUCAAGUUCCUCAACUUUUCAAAUUAUACGUAAGUUACGAUUGCAGACUUACAACAAUUACAAUAUAGUAUAGAUACAUUUAUAACUGAGAUAAUAAUAUAUGGAAUAUCAUAGACUUAGUCGUUUGCUUUUAGACAAUAUUUUGGAUAGAGGAAACUGAUAUUGUUAUGCUUUGCAUAAAGUGAUACAAAUCCAAAAGUCAAAUUAUCGUGCUCAGAUGUCGUAUGGACACAUAGAUGCCUACAAGCGUAUACGUCAUUUGCGAUGUACUAUGUGACCCAUGUAGAGUCGGAUACUAGUAUUUUAUAAUGUUCAUUAUGGGCUACAUUACACUGGCAUGCAUCAUAACAAAAACAAAAAAGUUUAAAGUUGCUUUUUGCUUACAAAUAAUGAAAAUUUUACGCACAUCGGACUGUAUACAAUAUGCAGUAAUUGUGGACCAUUUUACAUGGGACACUUAGUAUUCCUGUAGGUAUAAGUACGCUAACAAUUAUCAAACGAAUGGAACUAUUAACGUAGUGAGAACUCAUUAAGUGCACUUGAUUAUAAGGUAGUAACAAUUAGGAUAAAGAUAUUUGAUUAAAUCAAUAAUGUUGAAUGUAUUCAGUUACGUGAAAUCUUUUAUUUAUUUUUUUCUUUGUAACUUACGUCGAUAACAUCGAACUACAUAAUUAUUAUGUAUUUGUAUAUCAUAAAAAGUUUCAUUUUUUCUCGAAAUAUAUGGAAAUUAAUUUAUUAUUAGAAUUUAAGCUAUAGCCUUUAAUAUUUGCUAUACACGCCUAUUUUGCCGAAACUGUCAACAGUGGGCGUGGAUUGCAAUUGGGUAUUUGACUAAAGAGUCUAAUUAAUUUAUCAGACAUUCUUGGAGGUAUUAGAAGUAACAUAGGAUACUUUUUAUUAAGAAAUAAAAAAUAACGAAAAAAUCAAAAAUUGUUUCAACGCCAUCUAGCGGUUCAGCUACGAAGCUCCCAACUCUUGAGUGCUGUAAUACCGGUGCACUGUUUUACCGACGGUCACGUCAAAAUCCAAUCAUGAAAUUAACAAACAUGAACUACCACGCGCUGUAAACUGAAGCCCACGGGGACGGAGUCGCGGGCAACAGCUAGUUUUUAAAUAAAAUAAGUUGAUAUCUUGUGUUAUUUCACUUAUCAGUACAAUUUUAACCGAAAACUGACGUUAUUAGCCCUAAGUGUUUAAUGAUUGUAUAAACGUAUGGAAUAUUUCAUAGAAAUUUAUCUGAUGGACUAAUUAGAUUUUUCAAACAAAUACCCUAUUUAUUGAAGAUUUUACUUAAAAUAUAAUUUGAACUUUGUCUCUCUAUAGUAAGUAGUUAGUUAUACAAAUAACGAAUGGUGUAGGUGAGCGACAGACAAGUUUACUUGUGCUACUCAUCGUUCGCGUACACCAGGACCUAAGGAACGAAGCUUACAAAAACACGUAAUGUCAAUAAACGCCAUCAAUUACUAAUUAAGAUAACAUGCUUCCUGAUAGAUCUGACAAUAUAAUAUUCUGUUAUGCCUUAACGAAAUACUGGUAGUGAUAUAGGUAAGAAUUAUUAUUGAAUUGCAUAUUAGUAAUUAUACAUAAUUAUUUAUAAAUAAUGUUCUGGUGGCUGGCUGGACCCAGUGUAGAUUUUUUAUCAUAUCAUUAGCAUAUCAUAAGGUAUACACUUAUUGUAAAAUGUUUAUUCACAAGUUUGCUUAUAUUAAUGAUCGAAAUAUUAUUGAAAUGUCGCAUUUUUACUUAUUGCUUGAUUUAGACGUGCCGUGUGUUGUUAUUUUCGGUUGUUUUAGUCGUUUUGAUGUUUCAUAACUAUUAUAUUUUGUACAUAUUUUAUACAUCAUUAUGUUUUGAAUAUUGCGUAAAUAUAAACGUUAGGUUAUAAGUUAUAGCGGGUCUCAUCUAAUAUUUAUUUGAAAUGAAAUGGGUUUUGCUUCUAUUAAGAACAUACUUUAAAGUAUUUUAGUUCUUCUUGGGUUGUUUGGGUGUUGCAAAACAAUAAUUUUUAUAUGGAUUUUUCCAUGGGUGUAUAAAUAUAAUUUUAGGUAAAGCAUAGAUUAGAAGCAUCAAUAAAUAUAUUGUAUGAACUGUAAUGAACUAGUUGAUUUUAUAAGAAUGCUGGCGAAUUUAUAUAACUGCAUAAUAUUAUGUAAUCCACUAGAUUCAAAUCAAUAAUAAUAAUUAUAUCGAGUUAAUUUAUAUCGUGCAUUACUAAAAUAUGCAAGCAAUAAUAAAAACAACUGCAUACAUAUUGGCCCAUACUUGAGAGUGCAAGUGAUAGAAUUUAAGGGUAGCCUUAUUAGAAUAAGAGUUACGAUUGAAUGAAUAACAAUGUUGAAGUUUUAAUCUGUAGAUAGUAAUAGCACGGCCGGCGUUAUUAUUGCAAACAUUGUAUUAUCUUUUUUUGAAGUUAAUAAAGUUACAAUAAAUA